GGUGCGCCCCGACAGAAGCCCCGGAGGCGGUCCCCGUGCUCCCGGCCACCUGCCCGCCGUCCGCGCCCUCGCCGCCGCCCCCGGGCCACCAUGAAGCCGGCCGGGCCCGCGCUGCUCCCGCCGCCGCCGCUGCCGCUGCUGCUGCUGCUGCUGCUGCUGGGCGCCGGCGGGCGCGCCGACGUGCUGUUCAGCUGCCCGCCCUGCUCGCCCGAGAGCCUGGCCGCCUGCCCGCCGCCGGCGCCCGACAACGCGCGGCCCUGCGUGGAGCUGGCCCGCGAGCCGGGCUGCGGCUGCUGCGCCAAGUGCGCCCUCCUGGAGGGCGAGGCCUGCGGCGUGUACACCCAGCGCUGCGCCCACGGGCUGCAGUGCUACCCGCGCCCGGGCGCCGAGCUGCCGCUGCAGGCGCUGCUGCAGGGCGCCGCCACCUGCGAGAAGGUGCGCGACCCGGAGGACUCAGACCAGGGCCGAGACUAUAACUACCCUGCGUUUAGGGAAGCGACCAUCUUGGGAGGUGGAGGCAGCGCCGGCCGGAAGGCCUUCACCCCGGGCAUGAAGGAGAUGGCUGUGCUGCGGGAGAAGGUCAACGACCAGCAUCGCCAGAUGGGCAAGGGUGGCAAGCACCCCCCCGGCCCGGAGGACCCCAAGAAGCUCUGGCCUUCGUCUCCCAGGACGCCGUGCCAGCAGGAACUGGACCAGGUGCUGGAGCGGAUCUCCACCAUGCGCCUCCCGGAUGAGCGGGGCCCCCUGGAGCACCUCUACUCCCUGCACAUCCCCAACUGCGACAAGGACGGCCUGUACAACCUCAAACAGUGCAAGAUGGCCGUGAACGGGCAGCGUGGGGAGUGCUGGUGCGUGGACCCCAGCACCGGGAAGCCGCUGCAGGGAUCCCCCACAGUCCGCGGGGACCCGGAGUGUCAGCGCUACUACACCGAGCGGAUGCAGUAAACCGCAGCCAGCGGCGCCUGGCACCCACGGCCCUCUCCGGACACGGGCGGAGAGGAGGGUGCCUGGGUGGUGGGAGGGGAGGGCUUCCCGGGAGUGUGACACAUGUAUUUAUACCGGGAAAGAGACCCGCACCGAGCCUGGCACGCCGCUGCCUGCCCCUCCCGGCGGGAGAGGCUGCACCCACUUCUCAGACCCCCGCUGGGAGGGGUGCCUGCCAAGGCAGAGCUGGGGUCCAGGUUUGGGAGGGGGAAGAAGAAAUCUUUAUUUUUGAACCCCCGAGUCUCUUGCUUAAGAAUAAAGAAA
This is a messenger RNA of Pipistrellus kuhlii (Kuhl's pipistrelle), 1248 nucleotides long. RefSeq names its product insulin like growth factor binding protein 2 (gene IGFBP2). The transcript is spliced from 4 exons. Gene Ontology annotation, molecular function: insulin-like growth factor II binding; insulin-like growth factor I binding. Gene Ontology annotation, biological process: regulation of insulin-like growth factor receptor signaling pathway. NCBI's taxonomy places the organism in Eukaryota, Metazoa, Chordata, Mammalia, Chiroptera, Vespertilionidae. The record is from RefSeq and is a predicted model, not a curated record. Gene Ontology annotation, cellular component: extracellular region. The coding region runs from base 91 to 945 and encodes 284 amino acids.